Homo sapiens (human) is the source of this 3232-nucleotide messenger RNA. It is a transcript of the gene LILRA1, whose product is annotated as leukocyte immunoglobulin like receptor A1. Lineage: Eukaryota; Metazoa; Chordata; Mammalia; Primates; Hominidae. Gene Ontology annotation, cellular component: membrane. The transcript is spliced from 10 exons. The record is from RefSeq and is marked reviewed. Bases 199 to 1668 code for a protein of 489 amino acids.
GCAUUUCUCCUCUGUGCUCACUGCCACACGCAGCUCAACCUGAGCUACACAGCCAGAUGCGAGAUGCUUCUCUGCUGAUCUGAGUCUGCCUGCAGCAUGGACCUUGGUCUUCCCUGAAGCAUCUCCAGGGCUGGAGGGACGACUGCCAUGCACCGAGGGCUCAUCCAUCCGCAGAGCAGGGCAGUGGGAGGAGACGCUAUGACCCCCAUCGUCACAGUCCUGAUCUGUCUCAGGCUGAGUCUGGGCCCCCGGACCCACGUGCAGGCAGGGACCCUCCCCAAGCCCACACUCUGGGCUGAGCCAGGCUCUGUGAUCACCCAGGGGAGUCCCGUGACCCUCUGGUGUCAGGGGAUCCUGGAGACCCAGGAGUACCGUCUGUAUAGAGAAAAGAAAACAGCACCCUGGAUUACACGGAUCCCACAGGAGAUUGUGAAGAAGGGCCAGUUCCCCAUCCCAUCCAUCACCUGGGAACACACAGGGCGGUAUCGCUGUUUCUACGGUAGCCACACUGCAGGCUGGUCAGAGCCCAGUGACCCCCUGGAGCUGGUGGUGACAGGAGCCUACAUCAAACCCACCCUCUCAGCUCUACCCAGCCCUGUGGUGACCUCAGGAGGGAACGUGACCCUCCAUUGUGUCUCACAGGUGGCAUUUGGCAGCUUCAUUCUGUGUAAGGAAGGAGAAGAUGAACACCCACAAUGCCUGAACUCACAGCCCCGUACCCAUGGGUGGUCCCGGGCCAUCUUCUCUGUGGGCCCCGUGAGCCCGAGUCGCAGGUGGUCGUACAGGUGCUAUGCUUAUGACUCGAACUCUCCCCAUGUGUGGUCUCUACCCAGUGAUCUCCUGGAGCUCCUGGUCCUAGGUGUUUCUAAGAAGCCAUCACUCUCAGUGCAGCCAGGUCCUAUAGUGGCCCCUGGGGAGAGCCUGACCCUCCAGUGUGUUUCUGAUGUCAGCUACGACAGAUUUGUUCUGUAUAAGGAGGGAGAACGUGACUUCCUCCAGCUCCCUGGCCCACAGCCCCAGGCUGGGCUCUCCCAGGCCAACUUCACCCUGGGCCCUGUGAGCCGCUCCUACGGGGGCCAGUACAGAUGCUCCGGUGCAUACAACCUCUCCUCCGAGUGGUCGGCCCCCAGCGACCCCCUGGACAUCCUGAUCGCAGGACAGUUCCGUGGCAGACCCUUCAUCUCGGUGCAUCCGGGCCCCACGGUGGCCUCAGGAGAGAACGUGACCCUGCUGUGUCAGUCAUGGGGGCCGUUCCACACUUUCCUUCUGACCAAGGCGGGAGCAGCUGAUGCCCCCCUCCGUCUCAGAUCAAUACACGAAUAUCCUAAGUACCAGGCUGAAUUCCCUAUGAGUCCUGUGACCUCAGCCCACUCGGGGACCUACAGGUGCUACGGCUCACUCAGCUCCAACCCCUACCUGCUGUCUCACCCCAGUGACUCCCUGGAGCUCAUGGUCUCAGGAGCAGCUGAGACCCUCAGCCCACCACAAAACAAGUCCGAUUCCAAGGCUGGAGCAGCUAACACCCUCAGCCCAUCACAAAACAAGACUGCCUCACACCCCCAGGAUUACACAGUGGAGAAUCUCAUCCGCAUGGGCAUAGCUGGCUUGGUCCUGGUGGUCCUCGGGAUUCUGCUAUUUGAGGCUCAGCACAGCCAGAGAAGCCUCUGAGAUGCAGCCGGGAGGUGAACAGCAGAGAGAAGAAUGUACCCUUCAGAGUGGUGGAGCCUUGGGAACAGAUCUGAUGAUGCCAGGAGGUUCCGGGAGACAAUUUAGGGCUGAUGCUAUCUGGACUGUCUGCCAAUCAUUUUUAGAGGGAGGAAUCAGUGUUGGAUUGCAGAGACAUUUUCUGGAGUGAUCCAUGAAGGACCAUUAACCUGUGAUACCUUUCCUCUCUAUUAAUGUUGACUUCCCUUGGUUGGAUCCUCUUCUUUCCCCACCCCCAGACAGACAUGAGGCUACAUCCCACAUGGCAGCGUUGGGUCCACACCUCUGCACAUCUGUGUGCUCUGGUCCAUGGUGUGUAACACAGUCUUCUUUAUUACUCAUUGCCAUACUCCCUGGUGUGCUUUACUGAGCCUCCAUCUCUUCAAUUCAGAGUUCCAAACGUGCUUCAGUAACUAAAUCAAUGGGAGAGUAUCGGAUUUCAACCAGGAAAAGAUAAAUCCACCCUGAUGCCCUGACACCCUCUCUGAACCCUACGAGCCCUUCCCUCCUUCUCACAUGCUACCUGUGCAGCUUCUCCUUAGAUCAUUGUGUAACCAUCACUGCCAUCCUGUUCCACACAUGGUCAUCACCCUACACCCAUUCAGCAGCCACUCCCCAUUCCCUCUUCCCUCCAGCACCUGCUAACCACAAAUGUGCUUUCUGUCUCUACGGAUUUGCCUAUUCUGUCUGAAAACAUUUCAAUCUCCUUUGACCUGUGAGCUCCUCACUUCGAGACUUCCUGCCUUUCCAGGCAGAACCAAAGUACACCACGUCAAAAGCAAUGAUAGGCAUUUGCAGUGUGUUGGUGAUCCACGAAAGGAAAAUCACGGAAGCAGGAUAGAAAUCCAGCUGCAGACAAGACCUCAGGUCGAUGAAUCUUGACAAGCAGUUGAGCUGUUUUUUUCUACUCACCUAGGACAGUCAGGCAGAAGUAUGCAAAAUGACUGGGGCUGAUUCUUUUCUGAAUUGUCGCAAACAGCAAGAGGACUUGAGUCCUAGCAUUAAAGAGUUCAACAUGUCUAGGUCCAAGACCACUGUUGUGUUUGAAGGAUGUAAAACCCUGCUGCAUAGGAUGGAAUAUUUGGAGGGAGGAUCCUGAAAAACAUGAGGGAUCAAAUAGUCCUCAACUUUCUAGGACAAAGGGAGCAGCUAUUUGCCAUCUACCCUCCAGAAUAAAGAAAUCUUAUCAUUCACCAUCUACCCUCUAGAAUAAAGAAAUCUUAUCAUUCGCCAUCUACCCUGUAGAAUAAAGAAAUCUUAUCAUUCACCGUCUACCCUCUAGAGUAAACAAAUCUUAUCAUUCACCAUCUACCCUCUAGAAUAAAGAAAUCUUAUCAUUCGCCAUCUACCCUCUAGAAUAAAGAAAUCUUAUCAUUCACCGUCUACCCUCUAGAGUAAACAAAUCUUAUCAUUCGCCAUCUACCCUCUAGAAUAGAGAAAUCUUAUCAUUCAUCAUCUACCCUCCAGAAUAAAGAAAUGUUAUCAUUUGCCAUCUACCCUCUAGAAUAAAGAAAUCUUAUUAAGGACA